CCUUUUUAUAGAGUUUUUGUGCUUUCAAGUACCAACAAAACAAACCGAAAAGUAACCAACAAAUUGUCAUUUGUCAAAUCUAGGGAUUUUCCUCUUCCGAAACUUCUUUCAAGUUUUUGCUAAAAACAAAAAUGGGUAAGGUAAAGUGCUCCGACUUACGGACAAAAGACAAAAAAGAGCUCACCAAGCAGCUCGAUGACCUCAAAAAGGAACUCACCAGCUUGAGGGUGGCGAAAGUUACCGGUGGUGCCCCUUCCAAACUGUCCAAAAUCCGGGUAGUGCGUAAAGCGAUCGCCCGCGUGUACAUUGUUAUGCACCAAAAGCAAAAGGAGAAUUUGAGGAAGUUGUACAAAAACAAGAAGUACAAGCCUUUGGACCUUAGACCCAAGAAGACCCGCGCUAUCCGUCGUGCCCUUUCAUCCCACGAACAGAAGCUUAAGACUCCCAAGGAGAUCAGGAAACUCUCUGCUUUCCCCCCAAGGAUGUUUGCUCUUAAAGCUUAAUUGUUAGUUUAGGAAAUAAAUGUUUUAAAAACUU
This is a messenger RNA of Anthonomus grandis grandis, 537 nucleotides long. It is a transcript of the gene RpL35, whose product is annotated as 60S ribosomal protein L35. The coding region runs from base 132 to 503 and encodes 123 amino acids. Gene Ontology annotation, molecular function: structural constituent of ribosome; mRNA binding. Gene Ontology annotation, biological process: maturation of LSU-rRNA from tricistronic rRNA transcript (SSU-rRNA, 5.8S rRNA, LSU-rRNA); translation. The record is from RefSeq and is a predicted model, not a curated record. Lineage: Eukaryota; Metazoa; Arthropoda; Insecta; Coleoptera; Curculionidae. The transcript is spliced from 3 exons. Gene Ontology annotation, cellular component: cytosolic large ribosomal subunit; ribosome.